Perognathus longimembris pacificus (Pacific pocket mouse) is the source of this 4410-nucleotide messenger RNA. RefSeq names its product protein O-mannosyltransferase 2 (gene Pomt2). Gene Ontology annotation, biological process: protein O-linked glycosylation via mannose; phosphoenolpyruvate-dependent sugar phosphotransferase system. The record is from RefSeq and is a predicted model, not a curated record. Gene Ontology annotation, cellular component: membrane; endoplasmic reticulum. Bases 103 to 2343 code for a protein of 746 amino acids. The transcript has 21 exons. Gene Ontology annotation, molecular function: dolichyl-phosphate-mannose-protein mannosyltransferase activity. NCBI's taxonomy places the organism in Eukaryota, Metazoa, Chordata, Mammalia, Rodentia, Heteromyidae.
CAGGGCACCCCGUCCUCCAGUGACCACUCGGCUGGGCUGCCCCUCGGAGCUCGCGUGCCUGCGGACUAGAGGGCGAGUUUGAGGCGGGGGAGUCCUCGGGCCAUGGCGGGAGGCCUGGUCGGGUGCGAGCUGCGGCCUCGACGGGGCCGCUGCGGGCUUCAGGCUUCCAGGGCCGCAGAUCGGGACGUGGCCGCCGAGGCCGCAGCGCGAAUCCCCAAACCUCCUGCUCAGAGCCGGCGGCGCUUGGAGGCAGCCGGCCGGUGGGCCUUGCUGACUCUGGUGACGCUGCUGUCCUUCGCCACCCGCUUCCACCGUCUGGACGAGCCUCCGCACGUCUGUUGGGAUGAGACUCACUUUGGAAAAAUGGGAAGUUACUAUAUCAACCGCACCUUCUUCUUUGAUGUGCACCCACCUCUGGGAAAGAUGCUGAUAGGUCUUGCUGGCUACCUGAGCGGAUAUGAUGGUACCUUUUCAUUCCAGAAGCCUGGGGACAAAUAUGAGCAUCACAGCUACAUGGGAAUGAGAGGAUUCUGUGCAUUCCUUGGCUCCUGGCUGAUUCCCUUUGCCUACCUCACGGUCUUGGAUCUGUCCCAGUCCCUCCCAGCAGCAGUACUCUCUGCUGCCCUUCUCAUCUUUGACACAGGAUGCCUCACUCUAUCCCAGUACAUCCUCCUUGACCCCAUCCUGAUGUUCUUCAUCAUGGCUGCCAUGCUGAGCAUGGUCAAGUACAACUCCUAUGCGGACAGGCCUUUCUCUGCCCCCUGGUGGUUCUGGCUCAGCCUGACUGGCAUCAGUCUUGCUGGAGCUUUAGGGGUCAAGUUUGUUGGCCUCUUUAUCAUCCUGCACGUGGGGUUGAACACCAUUUCAGACCUAUGGCACCUGUUUGGAGACCUCAGUCUUUCACUGGUGACUGUGGGAAAACACUUGACUGCUCGCAUCCUGUGUCUCAUAGUGCUGCCCUUGGUGCUCUAUGUGGCCAUUUUUGCUGUUCAUAUCACGGUGCUGAACAAAAGUGGUCCUGGAGAUGGUUUCUUCAGUUCUGCCUUCCAGGCGCGGCUCUCAGGGAACAACCUUCACAAUGCUUCCAUUCCUGAACACCUGGCCUAUGGCUCUGUGAUCACUGUUAAGAACCUCCGGAUGGCCAUCGGCUACCUGCAUUCCCAUAGGCACCUCUACCCUGAGGGCAUUGGUGCCCGCCAGCAGCAGGUUACCACCUAUUUGCACAAGGACUACAACAACAUGUGGAUUAUCAAGAAGCAUAAUACAAACUCAGAUCCACUAGACCCUUCUCUCCCAGUGGAGUUUGUAAGACAUGGAGACAUCAUUCGACUAGAACACAGAGAGACUUCUCGAAACUUGCACAGUCACCAUCAUGAGGCCCCUCUGACCCGGAAGCACUAUCAGGUCACUGGCUAUGGCAUAAAUGGCACAGGAGACUCAAAUGAUUUCUGGCGGAUUGAGGUUGUAAACAGAAAAUUUGGGAACCGGAUCAAAGUGUUGAGAAGUCGAAUUCGCCUUAUCCAUCUGGGCACGGGUUGUGUCCUGGGAUCCUCAGGAAAAGUUCUUCCCAAAUGGGGCUGGGAGCAGUUGGAAGUUACUUGCACUCCAUACCUAAAAGAAACCCUCAGCUCCAUAUGGAAUGUGGAAGACCAUAUCAAUCCCAAACUGCCAAACAUCAGCUUGGAUGUGCUGCAGCCCAGUUUUCCUGAGAUCUUGCUGGAGUCGCACAUGAUCAUGAUGCUGGGGAACAAUGGCCUUAAACCUAAGGACAAUGAGUUCACAUCUAAACCCUGGCACUGGCCUAUCAACUAUCAGGGCCUGCGCUUCUCAGGGGCCAAUGACACAGACUUGCGAGUCUACCUACUUGGCAACCCGGUAGUCUGGUGGCUGAAUCUGGUGAGCAUUGCCCUUUACCUCAUCUUGGGGAGCAUCAUUGCCAUUGCCAUGCAGAGAGGGGUGCAGCUGCCCAAGGAGCUGGAAGGGCAAAUCCAGGUGCUGCUGCGAGGAGGUGGCCAGAUGCUGCUUGGCUGGGUGCUCCAUUACUUCCCAUUCUUUCUGAUGGGCCGGAUCCUCUACUUCCACCACUACUUCCCAGCCAUGCUCUUCUCCAGCAUGUUGACAGGCAUCCUGUGGGACAGCCUCCUGCGACUCUGUGCCUGGGCCUUGGCCUCCUCUCCCCUGGCCAGGGGCAUCCACCCCAUGGGAGUGCUGAGCCUGCUUCUGGUAACUGCCUACAGUUUCUACCUCUUCCACCCUCUGGCUUAUGGGAUGGUUGGUCCCUUAGCCCAGGACCCUGAAAGUCCAAUGGCAGGACUAAGGUGGCUGGAAUCAUGGGACUUUUGAGGCCACUGCAAAGGACCGAGGUCUGGUUCCAGGAACUCUCUGAAGAGAGCCAGUGCAGAGCCAAGUUCUGGACUCUGUCGCUUCAGGUUGUUGUCUGAGGAGCCCAAAGCAUCAUCGGCCCAGGAUCAAGCUGUCGGGGCAAAGCUAGAUUUCACUUAACACUAACGAGCUGCAGCUCUGUCUGCAGUACCUGCAAAGGACUGUGUCUCUUGGACCUAAUUCUCUAAGUGUGCAAUAUGAAAAAGGAUGAGUGUGGGAAGGAACAUGUGUCCAGUUCCCUGUGGAAUACAGAGUAACUGGACAGCCGAGAAGCAUAAAUACGAGAAGUCCAUCCAGGGCUGCUGUAAGAUUUCCUGGUAUUUUUCUCAUUAGAUUUGGCUUGGUUUGAAGUUCUCUGACUUCUAAGAGGGUCUCGUGGGCUGGGAGUGCUGGCUCUGUGUGUGCUGAGGGCCCAGCUUGGGUGGGCCAAGCCACAUUUCCCUUCUUCCCAUAAACAGGCAGACUCCUCAAAUUCCCUGUGUGGACACAGGUCAGCUGGGCUUCUGGCCCACCGUGCACAUAGAGCACCAGGCUCUGGAACACCUCACCUGCCUGUGGUUGGCUCUGCCCUAGGCCUUGGGUACUUCUCCUCUAGCACACUGAGGUUGGUGGGGAGAACCGUGUUCUGUCCCUGGCUACUCUGUUCCCAGGCCCUGUGUGCCAGAGACCAUACUCCAGCCUGGCCGUGAGCACUGAGACAGGUGCGCUCUCCUGCUGGCGGGGAGAGCUGUUGGGGAGCCUUCUCAGCAGCUCACACAGAGAGGAGCUGGAGUGGGGAGCCUUGCGUGAGCUGAGAUUCCCGUGGGAGGUCCAGAUGUGGAGUGCUCAGCCUGUUAGGGCCAGUGUUCCUUCCUCUGCUGGAUGUUUUGGUUUUAUCUUUGUAGUCCUGCCCAGAUGACACCCUCUGUAGCUUCAUGGGGUUCCCCUUUCUCUUUGUCACUGCUUCACUAGUUUCUUUUGCCCCAAGACCCCAAUAAACAUCUAGAAACACAUGGCAGCUUCUACAGUCUGCCACAUUGAGCUCAGAGCUCAAAGCUGCUUCCACUUCUUCUCCCAGGGGGAUUAAGAAAACUUUGGGGUCAGGACCAAACCACCCCAAGGCCAGCCUUUUAGCAUGCCUGCCUCCUCUCAGUUCAGGACAAAAUGUUUAUUUGAUCUCAGAAGACUUUGAUGCUUCACGGUUUAAUAAUGACUCUGCCACUCUCCAUCUUCCCUCCACUGUAGCUCCCAACCACUCUGACAGGGUCACAGCUCUUUAAAGCAUCUUCAGGAGGUGGUUGCCACGGAGACUGGUAAUUGGUCUCAGGGACAGGCUGUGCUACCUACAGAGUGGUGAGGAGGGAAGCUUCUGGGCUCUACUUGACCGUUCAGACCAACAUCAUUAAUGUUAAUAGAGGAAAUGCAGCCAUGUCAAAAGCAAGACAGGGUGGUUAAUUAGAUCUGAGGCCCACUGACCUCCCUUUCCCAGGGCUGUAGCCCUUUUGACUUCCCCCAGCAGGAAGCUCAGCCUGUGCCCUGAGUCUGGGCUGCCUGCUUAAUUGCAUUUCUGGCAGGAAUAAAGGAACUGUAUCCUGACUCUCCCUCUUUUCCUCUCCUGCAGGCAGAGCUAGUUUCUGCUGUUCUUGAAUGGGUCACUGUCUAGGUGGGCCUUUCUGGAGGUAGGAUGCAGGGAUCUGCUUGGCUCUUAACAAAGGUGUCCUAUGAUGACAAGCCCGUAUCUUCUUACUUCCCAAGAGGAACUUGUUUGAAGGGAGACACUGUGAAGGAGCCCAGGAGCAUCCCUUAAGCGAGGAUGAAGAUGGAGUGAGCUUAGCUAAACCAUCUGUCCAAUCCUCUCCUAAUAUGACCACCUCAAGGACAAAAGUUGCCUUCUCUCCCUGCUUCUCUGGGAUGGAGGACGGAGACCUCCCACCUACUCCCUCUGCUUCCAUGCCAAGCUGACAGACUUCCCUGGGGACAGAGCUACCCGGGGUGCCAUCCACAGCCCAGGUUCUGUUUGGAAGGUGCUGGAAACAAUAGCCAUGGCUA